AUUGUUCCGCGACUCUCGUCGGAGUACGGUUAUCCGGUCGACGUAAUGAGCCUGUGUACAAAACUGAUUAAUAACGAGACAAAUCAGUGAACGUGGUUCCGAGUCGCGUAGCUGGUCGCUCUGUGUUAUUCCGUGUCUGAACCCUGUAUUCUUCCCCGAUGUGUAAACACAUCUGAAUGCAUCCUUCUCCUUCCUUGACGUCAGAGAAGAAGGGUAGUAGUCGCCCGUUCCGAGUGUAUUUACCUGGCAUUGCGGUACAGUAAAUGCGCAAAUAAAAAUGGACUCUAACGAGGACUUUGAUAGCGAUUAUAGCGACGACGAGAAUUUCAUAGUAGGUACGUCUUCUGAAUAGAAAAGCCGAGAUACACGAGAGUACACGUAGUGUAAGGUUAGGCGAAGAUAUAUCGUUUGUACAUACGUAUGUGAGGUAUGUUUGUUAGCGCAAGUAAACGAGCGAACUGACGAGUGAAGGGUCGAUUGCGUCGAUGGCCAGAUCCUCGUUUGUAGUAAUUCGUUGUCACUUUUUAUAUUAUUGUACUUGAACCGACGUAUCGAUACACGUUAAAAUGACGUUGGUGCAACUGUGCAUAAGGCUGUUGAAGUGCCCAAUGCUGAAGUUAAACUGCUUUGCAGAAGCUCCACUUAAUGAUCAAGAUACGGCCGACGAGUCUGAAGCUUGGUCGGAGAUAAUGACAGACGAUUUAGAUUCAUUGGAUAAUAGAGUAGAGCGCGCUAUGGACAGUGUGCCGGUACCGACAGAAAAUACUUUUGAUGUUACAUUGCCAGCAGCACAUGCUUACUUAGGACAGAAUCUAGAAGAGCUAAGAGGAAGGACAAUAUUAGACGAUGGCAUUUAUAUGAAUCUGCCAUUGUUGGUCAAACAAUCUCUAUUAUUUCCUGGACAAACACUACCCAUGACAGUAUUCGGUGCACGGAUUAUAGAUAUGCUGCAGACGUGCAUACAAAAUAAUCGUACUUUCGGCGUUGUGUGUGACUAUCCCGAGAAGGGGAAAAUAGGAACGACUGCUGAGAUCUAUGAGUACACAGAUUCAUCGCUGGAUUAUGGACGACGAGAGUUUCGUCUAAAAGCUAAAGGCAGACAGCGCUUUAAGAUAUUAAAUCUUACUUCAUCGGAUCAUAAUAAAAUCACCGCGGAAGUUAAAAUAUUGCCGGAAAUCACGCUUGGCCCACCGUUUUUGGAACAACGUUUGGCUUCAUUAGACCACCUAAGGGUCUUCCCCGAUUCAGAGGAAACAUUCAUGAGGAAGCAGAAGAGGGUUGAAAACUGGGAUGCUGCGGUAACCGCUUGGCCAGCUUGGGUCUAUAGGCAGUACGAUCCCAAGAGACUCUCGAACAAAAUACGUCACGAUCUUCAGUUUCUUGAAAUCAGAGGUGGUAGCGUACCUAAGGAUCCUGUAGAUUUGUCAUUCUGGGUCGCACAAAACGUUCUUAUAAAUCACGAUGAGAGGCUCGCGUUACUAAGUUAUGACUGUGCGAUUUCCCGGCUGCAAAGAGAAAUAAAAUGUCUCGUGGAUGAUAAGAUUUAUGAGUGCGCGAGUUGCGAGUCCCUUAUCGGAAGGCAGUCGCAUAUGUUCCCGAUGAACAGGGAGGGCCCGCAAGGUACUUACGUGAAUCCAGGCGGCGUUCUACACGAGACUAUAACUUUCUAUCACGUUGUCGGUGUGAUGCUUAGCGACUCGAAUCCUUCGACCGAGUACAGUUGGUUUCCGGGAUACGCUUGGACAAUAGCUUCCUGCAAAGGCUGUCGUCGUCACGUUGGUUGGAAGUUCACGGCGGUACAGAAUGAUCUAAAACCCAAGAGAUUUUGGGGUCUGACGCGCAGAAGUCUGAAAAAUAGGGAUUUAAGAAGGGAGAGCAAGGAAUAAAACUGAUCCGCGCUUGUUGGAUAAUCAUAAACGCUUUGACAUUCACUAAACGGAUCUUUUUUAAACUAGCGCACAUAAUUUUAUUUUAUAUAAUCACGAUUAAGGUAUAUCAUAUGUUGAAUUUUAAUUUAUUUACUGGCGUUGUCUAUUUUUUUUUUUAACUUUUUACGAUUGGAAGCACCUGAGGCAUGUCCAAAGAAGAGUUGUUAUACAUUUUUAUGGCCAAUGUUGAGGCGUUUAUGAUACCUGUUGCAUGAGUUUCGUUCUAUCUCUAUAAUGUGUAUGUUUAUAUACAUAUACAUAUAUAUAUAUAUAUAUAUAUAUAUAUAUAAACACACGUAUGUCACUAUAUGUAAUGUGACUUUUAGAUACGCUUGGAUAAUAGAGAUUUGUAAAGAUUGUCUUGUAUAUGCGAAGGAAAUAAUCUUUUAAGGAUAUGCGAUGCGAGUUACAAAGUUUCACAGCUUUUUAAACUGCAGAUGAUCCGUUGCAGGGAUUGAUUAGCUAAUUGUCGUUAUUUAUAUUAAACUUCAUCCAAACUCUAUCUCGCUGUCUCUUCCUUUUGAGUACGAUUUUGCUGCUAUCAUCGCAGAUUACGUGAUUAGAAGAGUGUUUUUCCCGUCAUCGUUGCUUGCCUUAGCGUUUUAUACAAGAAAAUCGGUUACCUUGUAUAGUACUUAACGUUCUUUUAUGCUUUUGAAAAAUAUAUGCUGCGUACAAAAAACAUAAAAAGUUCUGUUUAUAUAAUUAUCCGUUGUAGUAGUGAGUAUAUAAUUAUAUUAUAUCCGUUGAAUUCUUUUGUUAAAAGUACUGUACAAAUUAAGAUUACAUCUUCGUAUCUAUUUCUAUAUAUAUAUAUAUAUAUUUGCGUAUUACCUCUAAACAUAGAUUAAUCAGACAAAUCUGAACUUAAGAUGCGAGUCUAAAAGUAAAAUGUAUAAGCGAAUAAAAAAUAAAUCUAUAUGAAUUU
Messenger RNA from Ooceraea biroi (clonal raider ant), 2856 nucleotides. RefSeq names its product E3 ubiquitin ligase component cereblon (gene ohgt). The record is from RefSeq and is a predicted model, not a curated record. NCBI's taxonomy places the organism in Eukaryota, Metazoa, Arthropoda, Insecta, Hymenoptera, Formicidae.